Fusarium pseudograminearum CS3096 is the source of this 996-nucleotide messenger RNA. RefSeq lists its product as uncharacterized. The coding region runs from base 1 to 996 and encodes 331 amino acids. NCBI's taxonomy places the organism in Eukaryota, Fungi, Ascomycota, Sordariomycetes, Hypocreales, Nectriaceae. The transcript has 2 exons. The record is from RefSeq and is a predicted model, not a curated record.
AUGCCACCUGAUCCGCUAUUAGACGAAGACGAGCAAUAUGCAUCGUCGGAAGACUCCGACUUUGCCCCAGACGAUGCGCCCAAUCAAGCUUCCGAUCAAUCUGAUGUAGAGGAUGAAAAGGAUGAAAAGGAUGAGGGCGACAAAUCAACUAACAAACGGAGUCGCCCUGCGACCGACGAAGGCGCUGCUAAUGCAGGUUACGAUAACUCUGGUGACGAGGCGAUCAUAAAAAGGGGCGAGAAGCGCCGUAAAAAGACACAGACAAGAGGAGUGAACGAAGACGAAGACGGUGGUGAGGGUGGUUUGAUCAAGACCCGGAGACAGCGCGCCGCAGAAAAAGAGGAACGCAAGUAUGCCACCACCAACAAUGAGCCGGUCACAAUCGACGUCGAUGCGCUGUGGGCGCAAAUGAUAUCCAAGACGCCCAUUCCCGGGACCAAGGUCGACGAAUCCACCGAUACAGAUACAAACACCGAUCCCACGAACAAGGAAGUAGAGUCGGCCGUGCAAGCUGCGGGCUCGAUUGAUUCGGAUGAUCCCUCAGCGAUGAUACGCAUCAAGCGAACAUACAACUUCGCUGGUCGAGUGCACACAGAGGAAAAGCUUGUUGCGCGCGACUCAGCUGAGGCAAAGCUCUACCUUGCCUCGCAGGGCGACGCCCCUCCAACAGAGGGCCGCGAAAAGCGUGCUACAAGGAAAGCUUUCAAAUCGGCUUUUGAGCCUCAGGUGGACCUCAUGCCCCAGCGAUCCGACCUGAAUCUAGGAAUGGCCGCACGAAUCAAGGCUGGCAAAGAGGUCCAGGCCAAGAAACUCAACGUCGUGGACAAGAGUCGCAUGGAUUGGGCUGGCUAUGUGGACAAGGAGGGUAUCAAGGACGAGCUGGCGCUAGCUGGCAAGUCCAAGGAUUCUUACAUGGCAAGGGAAGACUUCUUAGCGAAGAGCGAAGCAAUGAGAGACGAAGAUUCAAGACGGGCGAGGCUGGCUGGAAAAGUUUAA